Chondrus crispus (carragheen) is the source of this 2961-nucleotide messenger RNA. RefSeq lists its product as hypothetical. The transcript has 3 exons. Gene Ontology annotation, cellular component: nucleolus. Gene Ontology annotation, biological process: positive regulation of rRNA processing; positive regulation of transcription by RNA polymerase I. NCBI's taxonomy places the organism in Eukaryota, Rhodophyta, Florideophyceae, Gigartinales, Gigartinaceae. Gene Ontology annotation, molecular function: protein binding; RNA binding. Bases 1 to 2805 code for a protein of 934 amino acids. The record is from RefSeq and is a predicted model, not a curated record.
AUGUGUCAAGCGGGACCGAACAAGGUAGCCUGCGUGGGAAAAGCUGCCUUGUUAGUUGUGUCCUUGUCGAAGCAAGAAAAGUCAAGAAUACGAACCCUCUUCAAACCGAAAUCGUUGCAAACCGCUGUUUCGGCGGUCGCUGCUCCGUCCAGCGGUAGCUAUAUAGCCAUGAUACAGUCCAAUUUAUUGCAACUGAGGUCAACCGGGAAAGGUCAGCAGGGCUGCGCCGCGGUCGUCAGACAUUAUUCUUGGCUUACUUGCGUUUCUGUGAGUAGCGAUGGAGCGAUGGUUGCCGUUGGGGAUGAGGCUGGAGCAGUUUUUGUUUAUCGCAAUCCGUGCAGUCUGCUUCCUAAUGCUCCGAGAUCUGUCAGACUGGAACAAUCAGCUGCACCGUCUUCCAAACUUCAUUGGCACUCAUCCGCAGUGCGAGCCCUGUCUUUUUCACAUGACGGCAACGUUCUCGUAUCGGGCGGCGCAGAGGCAGCGCUCGUAACAUGGCAGAUGACUAGAAAUCACUUCGGCACGAAAAGUUUCCUCCCUCGUUUGGGAGCACCGAUACUGGCGAUUUCUGUCUCGAAUGACGAAUCCCUGUACUGUCUAACUCAAGCCGAUAACUCCGUGCGCUUAGUGGAUCAAGCCUCUCGCACGAUAACCUCAACAAUCCGUGGUAUACAAGCAAUUAUCGGGAACUUAAACCUUAUGGAUCACGCUCAUUCUCUGUCAUCACAACUCCACCGAAAUCAGAAUCCAUUCAUGGGAAUUACUCGGGAUCCGAGACGCGAAGGCUACGUGAUGAUUUUUGGUACGGGCAGCAAGGUUCAGAGCUACGAUCUGUUCAAAGGAAAGCACAUCAGCGAUGCAUGCACAAUUCCUGGCAAUAUUGUUCAUGGACCCAAAACAAUUCGUGGGCAGGCUAAACGUCCAGCCCCGCCGAUUACUACUCUCGUGAAGCUGGGCCCUUCUGGGAACGUCAUGGUCACAGUGGACAAACAAUUCCUUUGCACAAACCCAAGCAAAGAAUUUGAUAUCGAAAAAGAUGUUACGACUUUGCGUUUUUGGAAUCUUGAGCCAAACAAUGAUGUCCCGUCAAUGGUAUCUUUGUUUCGACAGCCUCAUGGCGUUGGAAAUGGAAUAUCUUCCGUUUGCAUUCACCCAAGAAAACCCGUUGUCGUGACUACGUCAUGUGAUGGCAAGUUUAAACUAUGGCGGGAAGUAAAAGGGAUAAAGGGGGAAAGGUCCAUAUGGAGAAGCGAAGCACAACUUGGAUACAAAGGCCUACCUUGUACAAGCGCAUGUUUUUCAAACGACGGCUCUAUUUUAGGUGUCGGCUGCGGAAGUGUUCUCACUGUAUGGCACGUUGAAGACUUGAUGGCUGGUACUUCUACAACUCAACACCUAGGCGCAGAUGCAGACGAAAGGCCCGAGCUGGAAUCACCGUCAUCUGUGAAAGUGGAAUUAUUACACGCUCUUGUGCAUCCACCGUCUGAAGAAAAGAUUAAGUCGGUUUCCUUUGUGUACAAGCAAUGCCCACUGUUCAUAGCUGCGACCGAGACCGGAAUAUAUGUAUGGAACGCGAUAACGCUUGGAAUAUUAUGGUCGUCGAGAAUCAGGACAUAUCCCGGGAUGAUUGCAACAAAUGAAACACAUGGAAUUUUCGCGAUUGCCGUGAAAAUCCCAUCAAUUGUAGCAGUAGCGGACACCAGCGCUGAAGAGAAGCAGAUCGAUUUUCAAGAAGUUUAUUCGGAUGACGAAGUUCUGUCCAAAGCACGGCGGCGAUUUACAAAAUCGACGCGCUCGCCUAGUGCUCAGAGUACAUCUGGAGGCAAGGAUUCACGGAAAAGCCGUGAUAAGCUUGCGAAACGAGAGCGACCGAAGCGAAAAUUCGAAGCAGUUGAGCAGUCUGGCUCAAGUUUCACAGGAACCUCUGCAAAAACAAAUUCUUUGGACACAGCGAUUGUCUUUUUCGAUGCCAGCUCACCAUAUCCUCUGAGAGUAUCUCGGUUGACGGCUGGGGCAGAUGUGAUGUCGCUAGAGUUCGUGGAAAAUUCAAGUAUGGACCAAGCAAUGCCGCCACCAUUGGCGUGCGUGAAUUCUAGCCUGGACAUCUGCUUCUACAGUGUGUCAGACAGUGCUGAUGACAAGCUCUCGCUAUUGACAUCUUCUAUGUCACCAGAGACACAACUUAAAUCUCUUUCGUCGACUACUGUAGGGAAACUUGAGAGUUUGCUUGGUAAGCAUGAGCAUGUGGGUAGAGGGGACAAAAUCAGAUCGAGCGGCUUACCGAUUGCUGCAAAUUAUUCAUACCCGACCUCCUCGACAUCAGCAACUGAAACAGAAGUUGUGGGACUCGGUAGGAAUCAAACGAGUCUUGCGCAGGCUUUCGAACGUCAUUUUGACGGCCCUGUGCAUGUCCAAGCCGGGGUCUCUUCAAAAUCCUUCCAUUUUAUUCAGACGCUUUUGAAGGGAGUACAGGAUGGAACGCAGAACAAUGUCACGGAGGCCGGGGGGAAGCUAGAUUCUGUGAAAAAUGCUGUCGAGGCGGCAGAAGGAGUUGCAUCAACGGAAGGAAUUGCGUAUGGAGCCGCGGAUCUCCACAGGGCAAGGUAUGGCUUCUUUUGCGAACUAGUCGAUCCGUCGCCGAACAGCAAACAGCCAGACGACACCACCUCAAAAGUCGACGGCGUACAAAAAGACACUUUCAUAGCGCAGAAGAGCGCGAAGUCAGACAGGAAGGAAGGCACUCCGAAGAGGAAGAAAUCGGAGAAGAAAUCACGGAGGCGGAAAGCCAAGGUCCGUGAAGAAUAGGAUGGCUGCCAUCGUCACACAUGUUUCGUUGAGGGGUAGCACGUGUUAAAUUUAUGCUGCAUUCGGAUGGGGUGAUACCGAUUCGUACUUGGCAAGAGAGCAGUCUUCGACCAUCUUAAAUUCCCGCGGCAGCACAAAAUAUAUCUUUAGCCCUCA